UACAGGUCAAACACAUGAUGGUGCUGGUAGACAAGUGUGCAGUCACAAUCACGACAACGCACAGUUUGCAGUGGGAUUUGAAAACUAGGCGACCAAACAAAAUGUCUAAGUUCAUUCAGAGACCAACAAGGGGAUGCAAACAGUAGCAAAAGGGCAAAGUGUUUUGUGUAUAAAAAAACAGUGCUUACUCUUAGUUUGCCUAAAAAGGGAGAACUGCAGACAGAAUUGUCAGCAAAUAUUGACUAUCUCGUUCAUCAAAAUACUUUUGCUCUCAAUUUUCAGUGUCCUUCGUUCUGGUUCUGUUGCAUUAGGAGUAAAGCAGUCUGUCCAUUUUUUUUUCCGGUGUGAGGAAUGUGACCCCUGAAACUCCCUCUUCCUUCUUUGGUAACAUUGCUGCUCUGCUACAUCAAAAGAGACCUAAAUCGCUAAAUCAGUUUUGACCACAUGACCCAGAAAAAUAUUUGUGUGUUUAGCCGAAAGGGGAUGAACUUCACACAGCAGUGAAUGAAAGUAUUUUAUUUAAUUUAUCAGCUGAAAAUAAGACAUGUAGUAAUUACUGCGUUGAGCCUAAAUUGUUUUUUCCCGUUGUUUUUCUGUUUUAGGACAAUCUUCCCUGUUGGACAUUAGUUAUAUUGUAAUUACACAUUAAUUACAUGAAAAAUACUAAAGGAGGAUCUGCAAGUGGCUGGACUUUACUGUGCUCUUACAUUAGAAUUAACAAGACUGAAAAAAAAAUGUAUUCUAAAUAUAAUGCCCUAUUUUUAACAUAAAAGCAAACCACUGACUCUCAGCACUCACUCAGUCUGCUUGGCUCUUUAAAUCAAGGCAUUUAGUCCCAUCUGCUAAACAUAACAGGCAGGCUGGGUUGUUAAGACUGCCAAAGCUUAAGGUGUUGGAACAAAGCUGUGGCUGCCUCCUUUACUUUAAGGCUGGCGCUAGAAAUGUGUAAUCUCUCUUUGAAAAGGCCACAUGUCCGACAGCAUUUAUCACACAGAGAAAGCUCAGGUCUCAGCUCUUCACAGAAAGGCUCGCAACCUUGGAAAACUUGGGUCGUGGGUCAGCUCGGGCACUGUUUGUGCUGUAGGCAAAAAUAAAAAUGUUUGCUGUAGAUCGCGUCACAUGUUUUCUCAGAUCAGCCUGAAAAAGCUGCACACUAUCAGUAAGUCUGCUUAGAAGGAAAGCCACAGCCAAUUUUUAAUUCCUUAAAGCUGCUCUAAUUUUUUAUUUUAUUGUAACACAGAGUGAUAGAGAUGUGAAAUUAUCACAUGACUGCCAGUUUACCUUCUCAACUACAGCCCUAAGACAAGUUCUACAAAAUAUGUUUAACUACUGUUUCGACCUACAGGUGUUCAGUACGUGGACAAACAAACCUCUGAUGCUGACUCACUGCCCAGACAGCAGUAACUGCUGUUUGGUCUAAAUGUGGCCCACAUCUGCAGUUUUCUAUGGGCCACUGAGAGAGAUGACUCACUUUGACUCAGACAGAAGUUCCACCUUAAACGAGCCAGAUGGAAGGUGUAUUGCAAAUUUUAGGCCACGCAUAAAAUAACAGAACAUUUUCUAACACUGUAACUGAGGAUAAGAACAAAAAUCAAUAGAGAUUAAUUCAAAUGUGAAAGAAAGAAAAUUAGAAAAAGGAAAAGAUUUCUAAAAACAAGAAGCUGAUUUCAGGUCCUUCAGAUCCAUACAUGCAUAUGUCUGGCAUUUUAUUCAAACUGUGCCUCUUACACACUGAAUAUCACUGAGCUGCACUGCACACUGCAAAGAGUUAAGAGUAUGGUAGUAGAUCCAUGCUGCUGAUUCCAAUUCAGUAUUGAUGUCCUGUCACCCCCGGGGACUACUUCUAGUGAGAACAGACCCGAGUCAGCACUUAGUGAGCACUAGCCACUGAUGAGAAACACUCACAUGCAGUAAUUAUUUUGUUUAUUCCUCAACAGCACUCUUUUUAGUCAAAAUAAGGACAAAACUGUUAAAAAUCUGAGUUUCCAAGUGCGUGCAAAAAUUAUCUGGCCACAUCUCUGUCAUCUGACAUCGGCUGCUCGUUUUCCUGCACUGAAGACAAAACAGCCGUUUCUGUGCGGGGUGACACAUCAUGCAGUCAUCCGUGCUGAGCAGCUUUAUUUUUUGGGUAACAGUAUGCUGAAUGCAUAUAUUUGCACAUUUUUGCUCACUAGCUUCUCAGCAGAUGGCAUAAAUAUGUGCAUAUAUUUUGCUUGUGAUUAUUUGCCCCCCCCUCCCCUGCGCUUCCUUUAAGGUGUGUUCCUGAACAAGCUGUAUGUCAUGGGGCUGACAGCAGAGCUGGGAGUCUGACCUCCAAACAUCAUUGGUCAGCAAACUGGGGAGGGGGAGAUAUGCUGCAGUGUCUUUUUUUUUCUGCAGAGGGAACAUGCUACAACAUUGCUUCUACCGCCUGCACAUCUCCUUGUAUGUGCAUUAGCCGUUCCCUUCUUCCCCAUUCCUCUCUGCAAAAAAUCUCUUCAUUCCAGUUUUCCACUUCACCUAUUGUGAGAAUUUAUCCCAUCGCUGCUAAAAAUGUCAGGCUAACAAAGACUUAAAGUAACACUGCUUGUCUUUUUUAAGUCCACACAUGUCCACCAAACAAUGGCAGUAUGCUGCUAUAAGACUGCAACUCCCUAUAACUACGCACACAAUCAUAUUCUGGAAGUAAAUAAAUGGAUGCAUGUCCAAAGCACAGGUGUCACUCAGUCAGUGUGUAGUGAGGGUUUGGACACGCUGAUGAUGAAGAUUUAUUUGCGAGUUAAAGCUGUUGACAUAAUUACAUAGCACAGGUUAACAACCGCUACAGCGAAGAGCCAAGAGGGCAAACUCACCUUUUGUGUUAGGGCAUUCCAACACUCCGGAGACUCAAUCUAUAAAUGAGGGAGAGGAGAUUAACCCAAGCCGCACACAUACUCCCACUGAUGGAGCUGUUGCCUCCCACCAAUUAUCCCUUUUGCAUGAGUGCAUUCAAUCACACGCGUACGCACAACACGCACCGGCCGCAAUCUGGCAACAGUAAGUGAAAUAAGUACAGUAAUGCCUGUCACUGUCCACAGGUAAGUAGGGGUGCUUCUCCUUAAUCCCUCAUUCCAGCGCCAAGUUGUUCCUCUUGGUCAGAAUCAGAUGGUUACCUGAUGGUUACUUUUCUUCUCUUCGCGAGCUGAUCAAGGUGCAUCUCAUGAGUUAGUUGGUGUUAUGGCAGAGGCUCCUGUUCUCAUCACAGCCCUUUCCACUCCAUGCGCCUUUGAUCUCACUUCAUUUCAUUGCCCUGAUUCCUGCCCCCCCCCGCUGAAUCAUUUCAAUCUAUUCUUCCUGCUUUUAUUUAUUGCAUUACUAGCUUGACCUCCACCAGCACCACCACAGUGCUGACCAUGCCAGCUGUCUUCAGUUUUUACAGGUCUUCAGCAAUCCAGGAGUUGGCACAACGCCCUGUAAGCUGCCUCAGCUUAAGUGGUGGGGUAAACCAAUCAGUGGCCUCAGGUCUGUUCCAGGAAGUACUUGCUCUGCAGCCCAAUAAUCUGAGGGGGGGAUGAAGGAGAAAAGGGAGGUGAGAGAAUGGUGUGUUUACAUAUCUUCGGGUCUGACUACAGAGAGAAGAAGGCUUUUCUUUUUCCAAACUGAAGCAAUGUAAUGUUUCCUCCUUUUCAUGCAACACAGCUGUCCUCAUCCAUAGCACUAAUCCAGUUAAUAGACAGAGUAAACAUGCUGUGUUAAAAUGUUGCUGCAGGGUCAGUGACCUUCCUUCAUCCAUCUCUGCAUAAUUAAUCGAUUAGCAGUGUGCAGGAGAGAUGGAAAAUGAAAAAGACAGGAAAAACGCUGACACGGUCUGUGGAGUUUAAGAGAUUUAAGAUGUUAAUCGCACGUUGCUAUCUCCGCAUUUAAAAGAUAGUACUUAUGUAUGCAGUUCUAUGAUACUAUAAAUCCAGAAAGUGCACAGCUGCAGCUCUCUGAGGCUAAAUGUUAACACGCUCACAGUGAAAAUUCUUAAGAUUGGUCCAUUUUUUUCCUUUUUUUCAGACCACAGUUAAAAAACUAAAUGAUGGCUGAAAAUACAGGAAAAAAUAUUUUUAAAGUUCAGUGAAAACGAUUUCAGUAGCACUUCAUUGCAGGUUUGGACUACGGCAGUGUUGUAUGGCAAAAGAUGGGACAUGCAACCCCCGCAGUAUGAUAAUUGAUGUUAAGAUAAUGAAAAUGCUUUGGCUCAACUGGCACUUGUAUCUUUAUGCUUCCAUAAAAAAAAUAAAGGUUUUUAUCUCAAGUGAAAUUCAGUUUAAAGAAUAAUUGUCAGUCUAACAUUAUUGCUUUUAAUUUAAUUUUUUUUAUGUAACUUACACCAGCUGUAAGUAAUUCCUGAUUUUCUAUCACUGCUGACCUUUUAAAGGCCUGCCAGGGUGAUUACCUUCAGAUUUAUAGGUAUUUGGACUGCCUAUGUAAUGCACUUAGCUGCAGCCUACAGCUGCAAUGAUAGUGACUUAUACUUUAAAAUGAAAUUACCUGCACUGUACAUCUCUGGUGGAAGUCAUACAUCUUUAACUCCCUGCAUUAAAUAAUUAAUUUGAACUAAAAUAAAUAUAAUCAGUGUCAUCGGUUGCAAGAGUCAGGAGUGAAAUAACAUUGAUGUUUCAUUUAUGUCCAUAGUGUAGAUAUGAUUGCCUUCUGAACUGUGGUGUUCUGGGUCCCUACCAAAAGGCCUUCUUAUUAUUCUAUUUUCUAAUAGAAUAAUAAGAAGAAAAGUUUAUGUGGGGUCAGAUAAUAUAUUCAAUUAAAGCACCCUGCAAAACAGAAACAAAUCCAUAGAUUUUUAGCACAUUAUCCAGUAUGUGUAAUGCAAUCUCCAACACAAAGAUGCAUACAAACUGUAUAAUACGGGCUCAUUGACAUUUGUUGUGUCAUUCUGUUGAAAGACCUGUCACUAUAAAUAUGUGCUGUACCCUGAAAGAGGACUCAUAGCGCCCACCAACAAACAGCACAGCAUUACUUAAGCUCAUGGUUUAAUAGCAGCGUUUUACUGCCCUCCAGUGGUUACUAACACCAAGUUCAGAUUCACAACAACAAGAUUUCACUUCUCUGUCGUUCUGAAUAAGGACAUAUCAGGUCAUGUAAUGAGAUGUCAGUUUGUACGCUGCAGUGUUCCUGCAGGCCUCGGAACAAUCAGGGAGAACUUGAUACUCUGUGAAUAAAUGUAAUAAAAUUAAAGCAGAGAGAGAGAAACUGUAAAGUGUGCUUUCUGUACAUUUGUUCAGGGUGUACUCUUAAAUAUAACUUAACAAAAACACAGUCUUAAAUGACUGUGUUUAUGCCUCUAAAUAACAAAGGUUGACCAAAGUGCUGUACUUAGUAAAAAAGUAAAAAGCAGAACAAACACACACAAAGAAUCACACAAAAGCCCAGUCACAAUUAAGUGAUGAUGGGUUUUUAAAAAUGUCAAGUGUUGGAGAGAUCCUAAUAUGAAGAGGCAGACUGUUCCAAAGUUGGGGCACAGCAAUCGCAAAGGCCCUAGCUUGUUUCUAGGGACAACUACAAGCAACUUAUUAGCUGACCUGAGAGUAGGUCUGAGAGGUAUGAUGGAGCUAACCCGUCAUAGCUAAUUUAGAGACUUAAAAACAAGCAAGAAAAUCUUAAAAUCGAUUCUACAACGUACUGGAAGCCAGUAUAAACGAGCCAAGACUGGACAGAUAUAUUCAUGUUUACGAGUGCCUGUCAAGGGUCGGGCAGCUGCAUUCUGAACUAGCUGAAGAUGAGAGAGCAGAGCCUGGCUGAUACCAAAAUAAAGAAUAUUACAUGUAUGAAUGACCAUGAGGGAAAAGCCAUGUAGGAAAAGCUUUAAAACAUAGUUGAAAGUUCAAAAUUAAGUUUUUCCAAAGUUAUGCAGUGGGUUGGAUUGGACUCUUAGCAGAGCUUAUUCUGGCACCCCUUGUGUUUGUGACCCCAAAUCGAAACCUCAUCAUGGUAAGGGAAACCAUAUCCCACAGGUGUGUGGUUCACUUGCUAUAACAAGUGCUUAGCUAUAAGAUCCUACUCCUCUUAAAAGAGAAGCAGCAGGUUUUUUUUGGAUAGUGAAAACCUCGUAUUUAUUCUGGUCCUGUCACUAUAAUAAGUGUGCGUUUUAGAGUACCACAUAUAAACUUUGAGCUACCUAAAUGACAUCUGACUAGUUUCAUAUCCUAAAAAAAACGAACUAACUAAAUAAAUAUAAAGUAACAAAUUUUUUGUUUUAAUAACUUAUAACAUAAUAAAUAUAAUUAACUAUUAAUUUAAAGGAUGCCUAAAAGAAAAAAAGAAAUAACAGCUGUCUGUUGUUACCUGCACAUAUUUACGACACUUUUCCUACACAGCAGUGUAUUUGCUCAGGCGCAUCUCAGUCGCUGUUUAACUCACCGCGGAUGUUAAACAUGUUUAAAGAAACGGUUCCCGGUUUAAUAUAUGAAACCACCGACAAAUGUUUCAGAAGGCACGAACAUAAUAGACGACCGGCUGACUCAAUCUGUUUACACCACGCCUUCCUGAAUCCUGUCUACGGUCUACACGCAAGUCCAAAAAGUUUGUUCGGAAACUAGACGUCAAAUCACCCGACGUGUCUCUGGAGUGUAGGAUAUGAUGCAUAUAAAUUUUAUGCAAACUUAAUAUCUCAAUAUCUGUGGCUAUCCGCCUGCGUGAAAUGGUUAGCUCUCCAGUGGAUACCCACCACCGAAGAAGAAGCGAAACCACAGUUUCAUUUCCUCAUAAGCGCCGCUGUGGCUGUGUGCGUUCAGCGAUAGAAGCCGUGCAGCUGCAGGGGGAAUCUUCUGUCUGGACUCUGACUGUCGAAGGUAUUGUGCAGUGUUCACAUCUGGUCUUUGAAAUGAUGUGCGCCCAUCGUGCCCGUCUCCUGUCAUGGAUCCUCGUCACGUGUUGUGUUUUGACGGGACCGUACCGUUGCGAUGCCUCUGAGAAGAAGACCUCCUGCUAUGUGGAAGACGGCCGAGCUGACUGCAGUCGCCUCCGCCUCAGUGCAAUCCCUUCAGACCUUCCCAGGAACAUCACCAGCCUGGAUGUGUCCCACAACAUACUGAGAGGGAUUGCCCCGCUGUCACUAAGCCUGUACCCAGGCCUCCUGCACCUCGACGCCGGUUACAACAGCAUCACCAAGGUGGACGCGGGUUUGUGCCAAACACUGCCUCUGCUGCAGAUGUUGAACCUGGAACACAAUCAGGUGCAUUUGCUGAAGACUGGAGAUAUGAGCCACUGCACCCGACUGACAUCAUUGAACUUGGCUAGUAAUAGACUAAAGCUGCAGGGAGAACCCUUCUCGUCACUGCAGAACCUAACCUUUCUAGAUGUUUCUAAAAACAAACUGCAGUCACCCAAGCUCGGCUCCCAGCCUCAGCUGCCCAGCCUGGUGAACUUCAGCCUGGCAUUCAAUGACUUCACCACUCUGAAGAAAGAUGACUUUUCAUUUCUUGACCAUUCAUUCUCUCUGCAAGUCCUCAACCUGUCAUCUGUGUUUUUAAAAACAUUGGAGCCCGGCUGCUUUCAGCACAUUUCAGGCCUGCGCACUUUAAUCAUGGAUGGGGGCAACUUGGGAACUCUGAUGGUUUCCAAACUGUGCUCAGAGUUGUCUGGGACAGCCAUCGAUGCUCUCUCUCUUCGGAAAAUGAGUCUGGUCACGGUCACAAACAAAGUCUUUACAGGACUGCAGAAGACAAAUCUAACCUUCUUGGAUCUGUCCAGUAAUGGCAUGGGUAAAAUUGAAGAUGGCUCAUUUCAGUGGCUAUCUAAACUUCAAACUCUAAAUUUGUCGCACAAUAACAUUAAGCACCUAACCAAUGGGACAUUUCAGGGGCUCAAUAGAUUGAAAAAACUGGCACUUACAGAAGCACUGGUGAAAGGUCGUACCGCUUCCCCAGUUAUUGAUGAUUUUGCUUUCCAGCCAUUAGGCAUGCUAGAGAGUUUGAUGUUACAGAGGACUGCAAUCCGGGAAAUCGGAGAGCACACCUUUGCAGGCUUAAAAAGUCUUAAAAAACUUGACAUAAGCUGGAUUAGCUGUCCGUCACUCCGAAACAUCACCAACAAGACCUUAGCAUCUCUUGCAGAUUCACCAGUCAGAUGGCUAAAUCUUAUAAAUACAAAUAUAGCGCAGAUCAAUCCCGGAAGCUUCUUUGUUUUGCGAAACCUCACCGUUCUUCUUCUAGAUUACAACCAUAUCAAGCAAACUUUGACAGGCAGAGAAUUCGAAGGCCUAGAUCAGGUUCAGGAAAUUCACAUGAGCAAUAACUUCCAGUCAAUUGACCUAAGCUCCAGUUCCUUUAUUAAUGUGCCCAACCUUAGAGUCCUGACUUUGGGGAGAAGUCUUAAAGCUUUAGCCCUAAACCUAGAUCACUCUCCAUUCAAACCCCUGACCAACCUCUCUGUCUUGGAUCUCAGCAACAACAAUGUUGCUAACAUCAAAGACAAUCUGCUAGAGGGGCUUGUAAACCUAAAGGUGUUGAAACUCCAGCACAACAACUUGGCCCGACUGUGGAAGAGUGCCAACCUUGGUGGGCCGGUGUUGUUUCUCAAAGAUGCGCAGAGGUUGGAAUCCUUACAGAUGGAUUAUAAUGGACUGGAUGAGAUCCCACUGAAGGCUUUGAAAGGUUUGACUCACCUCAAGGAGCUAAGCCUUAUCAACAAUCUCAUAAAUAAUCUCAAGGACUCUGUUUUCGAUGACCUGAAGUCGCUGCAGGUAUUACGUUUUGAGAAGAACUUGAUCACAAGCGUGAGACCUGAAGUGUUUCGUACUCCCAUGAGCAACCUCACCCAGCUUAUCAUGGGCAGAAAUCCAUUCGACUGCACAUGCGAGAGCAUCCUGUGGUUCGUGACGUGGUUGAAUACCACAAAUACGACGAGUGUGCCAAAUGUCAGGGACGAGUAUGUGUGCAACACUCCACGAGCUUACUUUAACCACUCCAUCAUGGAUUUCGACCCCCUUUCUUGCAAAGACAUGACCCCAUUUCAGACUCUUUACAUAGUGAGCAGCACAGCCGUCAUCUUGCUAAUUGUAACCGCACUCACGGUGCGGUUUCAUGACUGGAGGAUCCACUUUUACUGGAACAUAAUGAUCAAUCGCACAUUAGGAUUCAGUGAUGCCAAAGUUGACGAAGGCAGAGAAUAUGAGUACGACGCUUAUGUCAUACGUACGGAGGAAGACUCCAGUUGGGUGGAGAGGAGGUUGGUCCCUUUAGAGAAUGAAAAGUGCCAGUUUUGUUUAGAGGAUCGAGAUUCAGUCGCUGGCAUGUCACAGGUGGAAUCCAUUGUGACAAAUAUGAAAAAGUCCAGAAAAAUCAUGUUUGUCGUCACCGAAAGUCUCCUCAAAGAUCCCUGGUGUAGACGAUUUAAAGUCUAUCAUGCACUUCAACAAGUCAUCGAAGAAAGCAGGGACUCAGUCAUCCUGGUCUUUCUUCAGGAUGUGCACGACCACAAAUUGUUUCACUCACUCUUCCUCCGCAGAGGAAUGUUACGUUCACGUUGCAUUCUGGACUGGCCUGUCCAUAAGGAAAGGAUACCAGCAUUUCACCAGAAGCUUCUCAUUGCGCUCGGCUUGACUAAUCGGCUGAAGGACUGACUUGUUUAUCCUUGAUAAUCAUGACAGAUUGCAUUCUUGAUUCUUUCCACAAUAAAAAUAGGAUUUGAAGACCUCAAGUCUAUUCUUAAUGAUGAGUUUCACAACUCAGUGUAUAUCAGUAAUGAUGUAUACAGCGAGAGACCGCAUUCACUUAAUUUUAAUGUACACUCAGUGAUUUUAUUCUACAAGCAGCUUAAAAUAUGACAGAAAUCAUUCUGUUUGGAAAAGAGCCUCAGGGGUUAAUGGGUAAAAGAAUUAACAUAAACUAGUGUUUGUAUGUUACUUCCAAUUUCUGAUUGUGUUGCCUUUUGUAUAAACAUUGCCUGUUUGGCACCCGGGCGAACACUCCCUCUGCCCCACACACAUAUGAAGAGAGAGGAAGUAUGCAUUGUAUGCAAACGGCUACCAAACAGCCAUCAUAAUUCGUCAUACAAUGAGAACAGGACAAAUCAA
Messenger RNA from Haplochromis burtoni (Burton's mouthbrooder), 10033 nucleotides. RefSeq names its product toll-like receptor 3 (gene tlr3). Lineage: Eukaryota; Metazoa; Chordata; Actinopteri; Cichliformes; Cichlidae. Gene Ontology annotation, biological process: immune response; toll-like receptor signaling pathway; inflammatory response. The transcript has 5 exons. Bases 6659 to 9580 code for a protein of 973 amino acids. Gene Ontology annotation, cellular component: membrane. Gene Ontology annotation, molecular function: transmembrane signaling receptor activity; protein binding. The record is from RefSeq and is a predicted model, not a curated record.